Molecule: messenger RNA, 2497 nt
Organism: Magnolia sinica
Lineage: Eukaryota; Viridiplantae; Streptophyta; Magnoliopsida; Magnoliales; Magnoliaceae
Product: pentatricopeptide repeat-containing protein At1g32415, mitochondrial
Exons: 1
Coding region: 220-2454 (744 amino acids)
Biological process (GO): RNA modification
Molecular function (GO): RNA binding; protein binding
Source: RefSeq, a predicted model, not a curated record
AUGUAACUUAUUUUGUGAUCAUGCACUAAAAUUAGCUGGAAAAAUGGAUGGACGGCGUGGAUUAAACACAUACAUCAUGGUGGUCCCACAGAGCUCCGUCCACUAGCUACUGGCUACUGAGACCGACGUCAGGCUAUCCGCAUCCACAGUAGGCAAUGCGCGUCCACGCAGAUUGGAAAGGAUGAGAACUGCCCGACGCAGCGGCUCAAUUUACGCUUAAUGCCCUCGCCGUGUUUUCGACAGCUCGACAGCUUCCUCUCGCCCAGAUUCAAGCACUGCAUCUGUUUUUUCCAUGUCCGCAGCUUCAAAACUCAGCUUUCUAUUUCGACCGUACAUUAUCGUAAAUCCGCCAGUGACAAUGACUCCGAACUGCUGUGCUGCCUAUCCCAGCGGAAGCUGCGAGAAGCACGCCUGGUGCUCGACAAAAUGCCUCAGAGAGGUGGCAGCAACGUUGUUUGCUGGACCUCAAUGCUUUCAAGAUACGCCCGAGAUGGCUUCGUUGAUGAAGCUCGGAUGCUUUUCGAAAUCAUGCCCGUACGGAAUAUUGUCACGUGGAACGCCAUGCUAUCUGCCUAUGUGCAGUUCGGAAGGCUUAUAGACGCCCGCCAGUUGUUUGAGGAAAUGCCUGAGAGGAACGUCGUGUCAUGGACUUCGAUGUUAUGUGGAUUCGCACGCGCUGGAAUGCUGGACGACGCCAAGAGGCUGUUUGAUGUCAUGCCUAAUCGGAAUGUGGUCUCGUGGAACUCUAUGAUUUCGGGCUUGAUCCAAAAUUGCGAUUUAGAGGAAGCGCGGCGGUUGUUUGACAGAAUGCCUGUUAGAAAUCAGGUUUCUUGGAAUGCGAUGAUUGCCGGUUACGCCGAAAAUCUGAGGAUGGAAGAAGCAAGGCGUCUGUUUGAUGUCAUGCCUGAUGCCAAUGUGGUCACUUGGACAAGCUUAAUUGCGGGCUACUGUCGAAUUGGGGAUAUUGAAGAGGCAUAUGAUUUGUUUGUUAAGAUGCCAGUUAGGAAUGUCGUCUCUUGGACUGCAAUGAUAGGAGGACUCGCAUGGAAUGGUUUCUUUGAAAAAGCACUACUAGUUUUCCUGGAAAUGAAAGGGAUCGGCAAUGUUAAACCAAAUGUUGAAACAUUCAUUUCUCUUUUUUAUGCUUGUGCUGGUUUGGGUUUUCCUUAUCUUGGGAAGCAGUUACAUGCCCAUCUAAUCUUAAACGGUUUGGAUCAUGAUGAUUAUGAUGGAAGAUUAUUGAAGAGUUUGAUUCACAUGUAUUCUAGGUUUGGAAUCAUGGAUACUGCAAGCUGUCUAUUUACUAGCAACUCAGACAACCACAUAAUUGAGUCCUUGAAUUCCAUGAUCAAUGGCUAUAUUUGCUUUGGGCAGUUGGAAAAUGCUCGUCAUCUGUUCAACACAGUUCCCUUUCGAGACAUGAUCUCAUGGACUUCUAUGAUUUCAGGAUAUUUUCAUGCCGGUGAUGUAACAGAGGCAUGUUGGCUAUUCGGUAGAAUGCCUGUAAGAGAUGCCAUCUCGUGGACUGCGAUGAUUUCCGGUCAUGUUCAAAAUGAACUAUUUGAUGAGGCUAUGUACUUGUUUUCCGAAAUGCGGGUUGUGGGCAUUGGACCUCUGGAUUCCACAUUUUCUACCCUUCUCGGUGCUGCUGGUGCAAUGGCUUAUCUUGAUCUAGGGAAGCAGUUCCACUCUCUACUGUUGAAAACCCGACUUAAAUUCGAUAUAAUUCUUGACAAUUCUCUAAUUUCUAUGUACGCGAAGUGUGGGGAGAUCUACGAUGCUUGCCGCAUAUUCGACAAGAUGACAUCCCGAGAUGUCAUUUCUUGGAAUUCGAUGAUUAUAGGCCUCUCUCAUCAUGGGCUUGCCAAGAAGGCCCUGGAGCUUUUCGAGUCGAUGCGAGGAGUCGGCAUGAAACCAAAUGCUGUCACGUUCUUAGGCAUUCUAUCUGCUUGCAGCCACACUGGAAUGAUUGAUCAAGGGUGGGAAUUUUUCAACUCCAUGAUGCGAGACCAUUCCAUUCCACCAGCUGAUGAACACUACAUUUCUAUAAUUGAUCUUCUCGGCCGUGCGGGGAAGAUUGCUGAAGCUGAGGAGUUUGUUUGUGGGCUGCCAUUUGAGCCGGGGCCCACCAUUUGGGGAGCCUUAUUAGGUGUAUGCAGCCUUGGCAAUGUGAAUGCCGAUGUGGGGAAACGUGCAGCACUACGUAUCCUUGAGCUUGAACCAUUGAAUGCUCCUGCCCAUGUUUUGCUAUGUAACAUCUAUGCAGCUACCAAUCAGCAAAGGGAAGAGGGAAUGCUGAGGAAGGCAAUGGGAGCAAAGGGUGUGAGGAAGGUUCCUGGUUGCAGUUGGAUUCAGUUGAAGGGAAGAGUGCAUGUCUUCUUAUCAGGGGAUAGAUCACAUCCACAAACUGAUGAGAUACUCUCCCUCUUGGCUGGAGACUCAAGGAGAAGCUGAAGAGUAUUUGCAAAAUGCCUAUGGUGCAAGAUCGCUGCGGCUG